Messenger RNA from Impatiens glandulifera, 1293 nucleotides. RefSeq names its product gamma conglutin 1-like. The record is from RefSeq and is a predicted model, not a curated record. The transcript has a single exon. The coding region runs from base 1 to 1293 and encodes 430 amino acids. Gene Ontology annotation, biological process: proteolysis. Lineage: Eukaryota; Viridiplantae; Streptophyta; Magnoliopsida; Ericales; Balsaminaceae. Gene Ontology annotation, molecular function: aspartic-type endopeptidase activity.
AUGGCAUUUAUAGGAACCCGACUUGAUCUUAUCAUAUUCUUGAUGUUCCUCUCAAUUGUUUCAAACAAUAUUGUCUUUGCUAGAAACAAUACUCUAAACAAAAGUGUAUCUGCAACCAUUGUCAAAGAGGGAAUACCUCCUUUUUACUAUAUGAAUAUCAAUGGAGAAGAUUACAUUAUGGAUCUCGACUCCGAUUUUCUAUGGACUCGUUGUGAUAAGUGGCAUGUUUUUCACCAACCUUGUCCAAAACAAGCAUGUUCCUUAGCCCAUUCGUGGCCUUCCAGAUUGUGCCCUUUAAAGAAAGAUCAGCAAGAACGUUUGUGCCCUUGUAAAGUUGCAUUGGUGAAUCCGGUUCCCAAAACGUGUCAUCAAACUGAUCUGUCGUACCAAUACUACUUCUUUUUCAAUCAGACCGGGCAUUGGCCUUUUAAAAUAACUUCUUUCAAACAAAUUUAUGCGGCUUGUAUCCCAUCUGAGCUUAGGGCCACUCAAUUCUAUAACAGAACCGGUCAAUUUGUUGGGCUCUCAAAAGCGCCCUUAUCCAUUCCAUCUCAAUUUGCAUCACAGUACCAAUUUUCCAAGAAAUUUGCAUUCGUCCUUCCCAGUGUUCGUUAUCCACACGGCAUAAUAUUCUUCGGUGGUGGACCUUAUUACAUUGUCUAUUAUGCGGAUAAGCUUCAUGAUGUUACGAUCUUUUUCACCUACACACAGUUACUACAAAACUCAUUAUCAACAACAAACGGUUACUACAUCGGGGUACAAGCCAUAUCAAUUGGAAGUUCGGAAUUGCACCAAAUUCCUAUUCAAGCAAGUUCCUUUGAUAUUAACUACACCACCGGGCUUGGAGGCGUGAGAAUAAGCACAAUCGUGUUAUAUACCACCUUGAGGAGCGAUAUAUUUCUUGCUUUUCGCAAAACAUUCUUGGAGGCAAUGGAAGGCAAAAUUCCAGUUAGAGCUGUGAAGCAAUUCGAUCUUUGUUUCAAUGCGAGCGAUCUAGUUCUCAAUCCUUUGGGGGGUUAUAUAGGAGCUCCUAAGGUGGAACUAAGCUUGGCCAAUGGGAAGAAUUGGACAUAUUUCUCGAAUACCAUGCAAACGGUUUAUAGAGAUAACAUUAACGAUACUUUGGCGUGUAUGGCUUUCAUUGAUGGUGGGAAAACGAUGGAAGAGGCAAUGGUGAUUGGGGCUUUCCAGAUGGAGGAAAUAUUCGUGGAAUUUGAUCUAGUUAAGUCCCAAUUCGGGUUCACUCCUAACUUGUUUUUGUUACGUAAAUUUAAUGGUUCAAUUACAGGAUGA